AGACGGCCGGCCCCCUCCAAGGACUACUGCUGUCAGAGCAUUUACGGCCGUGCCGCCGUAAAGCGCUGGAGUGUGGCAGUCUGAACAACCUGUCUUCGGGACCCCAGACCUGCUGGUGGUGAAAAUAAUUCAGUCCAAAAGAUGUUAGAUGGCUUUAAGCAAUGGCGGCAGCAGCCAGAGAAGGGACAGAACGAAGGGCUAGGAUCCCUUAAGAAUUCAAAACAAGGGACACAGGUCUCAGGUAUGUCAUGUAUAAAAGUGGAUUAAUUCCAUAUAAGUGAAAAUGGCCAAUUCUUUACGAGAAGUACUGACUCUUUAUAAAAAUCUGCUGUAUCUUGGACGGGACUAUCCAAAAGGAGCAGACUAUUUUAAAAGGCGUUUGAAGAAUGUUUUCCUUAAAAACAAGGAUGUGAAGGACCCAGAGAAGAUCAAAGAACUCAUUGCACGAGGAGAAUUUGUAAUGAAGGAGCUAGAGGCCUUAUAUUUCCUUAGGAAAUACAGAGCUAUGAAGCAACGUUACUAUUCAGAUACCAAAAACUGACCAAUCACUGCCACCAGCCUAGCUGACAAUCAGUGCCAGCUGUUUGCCUGUACCAAUUAUUAUACAAUAAUUCAGUUUAAAAGGGCAAGAUACAUUUUUUUUUAAAAGUUUCCCUAUUGUACUAAUAUAGGUUUCAACCCUAUUGAUACUGAGAGCUUUGCCCAUAAUCCCUUUAUUAUUGAAAUAGUAACGUUAGCACCUUUCAGGAGAAUACAAUUUUGAAAGAAAAUACAUCUAAUUUUUUAACAUAUUAUAACCAAGUAUUCUAUUUCUUCAUUUACUGAUGAGAUCGUCAUUAGCAAAUGGUGUCUGACAGGCCUGCCUGCCCUUUAGUUUGUGGAGUGUCUUUGUUUUUGGUUUUGUUACUCCAUCUAGUAUACUGAAGUGCAUUUUCAAGGCUCUCUACAGACACCUCAAAAUGAUUUGAAUGCAGUUACCAAAAUGAGACAUGUGAAGGUGGCUUCAAUCUUGAGCUGCCAAGCAGAAGACUAGCAUUAUGUAGUUAUUAUUCCCAUUACCCUUUGUGCUGCUGGCCUGCCUUAGGUUCCUAAUCCGCUUCAACUGGCCUCCAUGUGGAGUGGUAAUGCUCCUCUAUCUGUGCCAUUAAAGCUGGUGCAUUCUGUGCAGUGGUUAAGAGCACUGACUGCUCUUCCAGAGGUCCCGAGUUCAAUUCUCAGCAACCACAUGGUGACUCACAACCGUCUGUAAUGGGAUCUGAUGUCCUCUUCUUCUGGUGUGUCUGAAAACAGCUACAGUGUACUCAUAUAAAUAAAAUACAAAAAUAAACCUUAAAAUCUUAAAGGAUUCUGUAUCAACUACCAUACAGACAUUUCAACUUUCCAUCAAGAAAUACCUAUUGUCAGGAUGGAGUUCAGCAUGAAGGACUUGCCUAACAAACAUGUGAAGCUCUAAAUCUGAGCUUUAACCACAAUUAAAACUACAUAAUUACACACUUCAUAGUCACCAUAACUAUUUUUAUUACAUUACAAUGAUUAGGAGCAGUACGGUUCAUGACAAAAAUAUUACAAAUUUCAGAUCACUUCACAGCACGUACUCCUAUAAACAUUUAAAAGUUAAUUUUAAUUAAGAGUGGUCACUUUUAAGUUUAAUGUUUGAUAUGACCAACAUUCCCUAGGUCAGAGCAACCAAAGGAUGGAAAACAACUGGAUCACACUGCAUAUGUCCCAAAACAAACAAACAAACAAACAAACAAAACAAGAAAGAAAAGGAAUGGAAGGAAGGAAGGAAAGCACAAUGUACAAAAUGUGCAUGUUUACACUAUACAAAAAUAGUUAACAUACAUUCCAGGUAAACAUGUUACAUUAAGAAAUAGCACUAGUAAGAAAUUGGCACUCAAAUAAAAAUGCAGAAGUGUUUUCAACAUUGAAGACAUGAGACAGUGGAAUUGGGGGACCAGGAGAUAAAACAGCACAUAGCCCACUCAGCUGGCUGGAGUUGAGUCUGAAACUGGCAUUUCUGUAGAACUUCAUUUUUCCCAGAUUCAUCUAAAAUGCCUACCACCAUCCCAAACAGGCACUUCAAACUAUUGAACUAAACCACAAAUCUGAAUCUAAUUAAUAACUAUUCUUUGAAAACUAAUGUACUUCUUUAGAAAUAAAUUUUCAUGUUUUGACAAUUUACAGCUAUUGGGUAUAUCUGUUCAAUUUUUCAAUGCAGAAUUCAUGCUACGCAGUAUUACACAGAAGUUCUUAAGUAUAAAUUCACCUUUAAAUAACUUUUGGGUUUUAAAAAAAUGACUACACAAUUAUCAAGAAAUCACUACUUUCAACAAAUGGAAAUCAGUUAAAUUUUUAUUGCCUACAAAAAAAUCCCUUCAUAUAUAUGUAUACACACACAUAUAUGUAUACACACACAUAUAUAUGUAUACACACGUAUAUAUGCUAUAUGUACGCACACACAUAUAUGUAUAUAUUAUUGUUUGGGGAAAAUGAAAAAUUUAGUGGGAUACAAAAUGAGAUGAAUUUGUGCAAACUGUUCCUGACAUGCCUCACAGAACUUGUAUGUAUGUUAGGACGAAAUUGUGCAAUGGUGGCAAAGGUCUUGAUAACCUAUAAAAGUUAGGAUCUAAAUUCCUAUGCAGUGUGACUCAGUCAGUAGAGCCUAGAAUUCCCUAAUGAAAAUAUUUACUCAAAUUGUAUUUGCCUGCUAUAGUCUUCCCACAAACAUGUUAAUGCCUAUGACUGUAACUUAGCAUUGGUUUUCAACUUCAACAAGGACUUUAAGGCUGCAGUAAUUAGGUAACAUGAUUGUUUCUAGGCUUCUUUCCCUUUUAAUAAAAAACAGCAACAACAACAACAAAAACAAACAAAAAAC
This is a messenger RNA of Rattus rattus (black rat), 2875 nucleotides long. RefSeq names its product electron transfer flavoprotein regulatory factor 1 (gene Etfrf1). Gene Ontology annotation, cellular component: mitochondrion. The record is from RefSeq and is a predicted model, not a curated record. The transcript has 4 exons. NCBI's taxonomy places the organism in Eukaryota, Metazoa, Chordata, Mammalia, Rodentia, Muridae. Gene Ontology annotation, biological process: respiratory electron transport chain. Bases 284 to 541 code for a protein of 85 amino acids.